AUGUCUGCAUUUGUCACGAAAACCAUCCUCGUGGCACUCUCAUUGCUUCUGGUAGCAUCAGAUUACAAUUCCAAUGCAACUAAAGUGAGAGUGAAGAACAAUUUAGACGAGGGCAAAACCCUAACCCUAAGUUGCACAUAUAAUGCAGCAAAUAAUACCAAGUCAGCGCCGGUGGACGGAGUUCUUCAGAGCAAUCAAAUAAAAGAAUUUAGUUUCAACUCAAUUGCUACUCCGAGUAUUGAUUGCACGUUCAAGUGGAAAGAUACUUCUCACUUGUUCCCAAUAUACGUUGAUUACAGGGAUAAUCCUUAUUGUCUUACUGAGUGCACUUGGAGUAUCAAGCCAGAUCGGCCUUGUAGGGUGGAUCCUAACUAUUCAGAGAUUAUAUAUUACUGUGAUACUUGGAUCAAAUAA
This is a messenger RNA of Prosopis cineraria, 414 nucleotides long. RefSeq lists its product as uncharacterized. The coding region runs from base 1 to 414 and encodes 137 amino acids. The transcript has a single exon. The record is from RefSeq and is a predicted model, not a curated record. Lineage: Eukaryota; Viridiplantae; Streptophyta; Magnoliopsida; Fabales; Fabaceae.